AUGCGCGCUAGAGCAGCCCUCCAGCUGCUAUCCGCGGCAAAUUUAGUUGCCGCGAUUUCUUUUCAUCCCUUUGCAGCUUUGGCACAGGCAUAUACUACAACAGCCGUUCCUAUACAAGGUUUCUACACUACCUCCCCUCCAAACUCUUCAACAUUGAAUACAACAUAUACCCAGACUGGAAACAACAAUGAUGCAACUCGAACCGGGACUGUUUCGGCCCCUCGCACACUUACAUACACACAGACAGAAUAUACACCAAAUCCUACAGUUUUCCGUACAGCAUGCGCAGAGAUUAGUAGUUCCUAUGCAAGCAGGCUAUCGGUUUACUCGAGCCGAGCUUCAACUGACCCCAGUGCCGUAUUACCGACGAGAGUACCUGUUCGCCCACGUGAGGCAUGGGACUGUUUAUAUUCAAUUCCCAUCAACCGUGAUCUUACUCUAGAAUUCAUCAGUGGUGUCGCAAAGUACCUUCAGUUUCAAUCUACUAUUGAAUACUUGAAGAACCCACCAGCAAAUUCUCUUCAAGACCCUAUCGAUAUCAUUGGAUCUUUGGAAAAACUGGCAGAACAGGUUCGUAGCGGUGAGAUUGCACAUCACAUCCGCUUCGAAAAUGCUUUUAGAAAGCUCCUUCAACGGUGCCACGAUGGUCACUUGGGCCUUUCGUUUAAUUCGGGCAGCCUUAUUUCAUUCCGUGGCCCGUUUAGUCUCAUCUCUAUCAGUCCUGAUGCUAUCGAAAAGCCAAAAGUUUACGUCGAAACCGACCUUCUAGAGUUCGGACUUAAUGCAUCUUAUGUUACAAGAAUCGACGGAUACGGCGUCGAAGCUUGGCUUGCCGAGUUUGCUGACUAUGGCAGCUCGCAGUCGCCUGAUGCACGAUACAACGCCAUCUUUGCGAACCGUGAUCCUGGAUCCGAUGGAACUUUUUAUACACUUUAUGGUUGGUAUCCUGGAAAGAACACCAUCUCGCUCACUUAUUCAAAUACUUCGACUGUCGAAUAUGAUUACCUCGCAUUUGCUCGUUGGAACAGGGCACUCAACUGGACUGGUAUUAGAACUGGAGCAGAUUUCUACGCCAAUAUUGUUUUGAACCCUGCAUACUUCCAGUUAGCCUCUUCGGAUGAGGAGGGAGUCGCGGGUGCGCAUGCCCCUGCUCCUGAGCCGACCAACUCUGGUAACGCCCACCAUGUACAUGACAAGCAGAAGGUUAGAAAGAGGCAGAUGCGCACUGGAAUAGCAACCACGACGACAUCUAGACGCCCUUCUCCAACACCAGAGGUUCCUCAGCUCGUUUACUUCAACGAACCAUAUAUGAGGCAUAGGGUCGGCCCAUAUGUUCAAGACUUGAAUGGUAUCAUCGGCGGCUACUUCCUAAACGACACAAUUGAUACUGCCGUGCUUGAUAUCUCCAGCUUUGCAGCCGACGACGACGAAGCUGAGUUUGAGGUACCAGGUUUCCAAGCUGCCCUCACCACAUUCUUUGCCGAGGCUCGCCGCCGCGGUUCUAAGAAGUUGAUUCUUGACGUUCGUGGUAAUGGUGGUGGUCUUGUUGCUCUCGGCUUUGAGCUUUACAAGCAACUCUUCCCUUCUGCCCCGGCAAAUAGUUACUACCGUAUCCGCGCUCACGAAGCCGCCCAAAUAUUCGCCACAGCGGCUGAAACCCUUGCAAGUGAUAGUGCAACUGAGGCGUUGAUUGAAACUAUCCAGAGGAUCGGGCUUGAUGCUAUUGAUGAAGAGACACCCGGACGGGCUUUAGAAGUCGCAUUGGCCAUCAACAGCGGCUUUAGCCGUCAAAAUACACUUGACAUCAGUGGUAAAAAGCCAGAAGACUAUGAAACUUGGAUCGGGCCUUACAAUAUUACCGGUCUCGUUAAUGACACCGUCUCUCUGCUUGUUGAAAACAACUUCAACUUCCCACUUCAAGGGACUGACAUCUCCGGCUUUGGAUCUCGCGCCAACUUUACAUCCUCCCCACAACCAUUCAGAAGGGAAGAUAUUCUGCUCCUUUCUGAUGGAACUUGCGCUUCUACCUGUACUAUUUUCUCCGAGCUUCUUAAGCGCGAACAAGCAAAUAUUUCAACCGUCGUCAUGGGUGGCCGUCCAAACGAUGGCCCAUCCGCACACGUUGGUGGUACCCACGGCAGCCGAGUUCUCACAUUCGCCAAUCUUCUCCGUAACUCUCAACGGGUUGUACAGCUCUUUAACCCAGAAACCGAUGAACAAGAGCAGUAUCUUGUUGAUAACAUUCCUCUCGCUCUUCCAUUCGGCUUCACUUAUGCUGCUAUCAAUUUCAGAGAUGCGAUCCGGCCUGAAGACGAAACUGCUACACCAUUACAAUUUGCUUUGGAACCAGCAGAUUGUAGAUUAUACUUUAGCCCGAUCGGAUUCACCGAUAGUAUUUCCCUAUGGGGAGAGUUGAGCAAGUUGAAGUGGGGUACCGGGUCGAGUUUUGAUGGUUGUGCGGUUGGAGGAUUGCAGAGGGGUGAGGAGAGCACUGGCUAUGUCCCGGAUGAUCCGGAUACUGUUGAGAUUGUUAACUACAUUCUCCAGCCAUUGAAAUCGACUUAG
This is a messenger RNA of Orbilia oligospora ATCC 24927, 2565 nucleotides long. RefSeq lists its product as uncharacterized. NCBI's taxonomy places the organism in Eukaryota, Fungi, Ascomycota, Orbiliomycetes, Orbiliales, Orbiliaceae. Gene Ontology annotation, biological process: proteolysis. The transcript has a single exon. Gene Ontology annotation, molecular function: serine-type peptidase activity. The coding region runs from base 1 to 2565 and encodes 854 amino acids. The record is from RefSeq and is a predicted model, not a curated record.